CGCUGCUUCCAGGUUACAGUUUUUUUUUAUUCCACCGUCAUCCUCGCGCUCCAGCAUCGCUCCCUGACAACAGCGGCGAUGGCGGAGCCCGUAGCAUCGGAUGCAGCGGCCAAGACAGACGCAGCAGCAGCGGCAUCAUCACCCACACCGGGCCUCUCUCCCGUAGCCAGCCCGGGCUCUGAGCCUCCUUCCAUGGCUCUUUCCCCCACCGCGGACGGCUCACAGCGGCUGCUCUUCUCCCACGACCUGGUCUCCGGACGAUAUCGCGGCUCAGUCCGGUUUGGCCUCGUACGGAUGAUCCACGGCGAGGAGGACUUUAACUCAGACUCGGACCUCGACGAUGGCGGAGGGAGAGGCGGAGACGGCGGCGGCGGUGGAGGAGGCGGCGGACGAGUACCGUGCGGUUCGGACACUGAGAGCGCCGUGGACACCCCAAGUCGGCCUCUCGGGAGGGGAUUUGUCCGCGUCCAGUGGUACCCCGAAGGUGCGAAGCAGGACAUCAGGGAGACAAAGUUAAAACUUGAAGAUCGAUCGAUCGUCAUCAGAGACUUCGUGCGAAGAAACAACUCUAAUGAUAACCAGUGUGGCUCCGUGACCAACAUGAACAUCGAGUGUGCAGUGAAAUUAGUAGGAACCAACUGCGUUCUGUAUCCAGUCAACAGCAAAGACCUGCAGCACAUCUGGUCUUUCAUGUACGGCGACUACAUCGCCUACGACUUCUGGCUGGGGAAAGUGUACGACCUGACCAAUCACAUCAUCCUCAAGCUGUCCAAUGGAGCCAGGUGCUCCAUGAGCGUGGAAGACGGUGCCAAGCUUUAUGAUGUCUGUCCACACGUCAGUGAUUCGGGUCUGUUCUUUGACGAGGCGUACGGCUUUUACCCGGGACAGGUCCUGAUUGGUCCCGCCAAAGUUUUCUCCAAUGUCCAGUGGUUGUCAGGGGUCAAACCUGUGCUCAGCAGGAAGUGCAAGUUCAGGGUGGUGGUAGAAGAGGUGAAGGUGGUGGAGCUGAAAGUGACGUGGAUCACCAAGAGCUACUCGCCCAAAGGUUCUGACAGCGUCUAUCCGCCUGCCUCCACCAUCACACAGGAAAACCUCUGCAGGGUGAGGCGUCUGGGCUACUACGACCACACCCAGAGGCAGCUGGGAGAGAGGGCCCUCUACGUAUUCCCGGCCAAAGGUGAUGCCACACGCAUCACCUGUGAUGGACCUGAGGGUGCCCCUGUUUUGCCUGAAGACCCCGUUGCCAGAAAGUUGAAAAGGCUGUUCAAGAAGGAUUCUGGGAAGAAGACGGAGAACGCCGAAUUACAAGGCGAGCACAGAUCUGAACAGACCGACUCGAAUCAUCCCAACAACAACAACGGUCCCGCGGUUCCCGUUCAGAACGCUCCGGACUCGCAGAACGACGCCUCGGCUGAACAAGGCGAGCAGGACGCUGAUGACGAGGCUGCAGAGGAAACCGACGACACCAGCUCUUUAACGUCAUCGGCGAGCUCCACAGCCUCCUCUCAGAGCGGCGGUCUGGGAACCAACCGCAAGAAGAGCAUCCCGCUUUCCAUCCGCAACCUGAAGAGGAAGCACAAGAAGAAGAGGACAAAGUUCUCCCGCGAAUUCAAGCCCGGAGACCGAGUGGCAGUGGAAGUCGUAUCCACGAAUACCACGGCUGAUGUGAUGUGGAAGGACGGCCGGGUGGAGAAGGGGAUCCGAUCGAACGACCUCUACCCCAUCCAGCACCUGGACAGCCACGAGUUUUGCCCCGGCGACUUUGUAGUAGAUAAACGACCCCAAGCGCUGCAGGACCCCGGGGUGUACGGCAUGAUCCAGUCUGGCGAUCACAAAGGCAGAACGUGUGUGGUGAAAUGGAUCAAACUCAACUCCACCAGUGACGACGUGGAGGUCAUCGGUUUGGAGGAGGAUGUCAGUGUCUACGACAUCGCUGAUCAUCCGGACUUUCACUUCCGCACGACCGACAUCGUCAUCAGAAUAUGGAACUCGGAAAACGGACAGAACGACUGUGAAAAUGAGACGUCAGUCGGUCAAGUGUACAGGGUGGAUGUAAGCAGCAAAGUAGAGGUGGUGUGGGCAGACAACUCGAGGACCAUCGUCCUGCCACAGCACCUCUACAACGUGGAAUCGGAGAUCGAGGAGACGGACUACGACUCGGUGGAAGAAACGAGCAGCGUUCUGUCGACCGAGGAGUGGGAGGACGAGAGCGACAGCUGGGAGACGGACAACGGUCUGACCCCAGAGGACGACAGCCACGUGAACAACGCGGAUGCCACGGAUACUGCGACGCCGACCCCCACCCCCACUGGCUCCACGACAUUCAUCAUCCCACCGCAGGAGGGCAGCAAAGCCGGGGUUACCAGCCCCACCAAAGGAGUCUCAGGAGAGGAGGGCGAAGCGUCUGUGGCGAGUCCUGCUUCUGGUGGAGGAGGAGCUGUGAACGGAGCGGAGAAACCCGGUAAGGAUGGAGCCUCUCGGGGCUUCAGGGAGUUGAAAGAGGCGCUGAAGAUCCUGGAGAGCUUGAAGAACAUGACUGUGGAGCAGCUCUGGACCGGUGGCUCCCCAACCUCCCCGACCUCCGUCGAACCCACUUCCACGACUAACGUGGCGAGUUCGGUGACGCCGACGACCCAAGAAAAACCGACCAAGGAGAAACGCUUCCUAGACGAUAUCAAGAAGCUCCAGGAAAACCUGAGGAAGACGCUGGACAACGUGGCCAUCGUGGAGGAGGAGAAGAUGGAAGCUGUGGUGGAGGCAGUGGGGAGUGUGGGAGCAGGGAUGGAGGCGGGUGUCAAACAGGCAGAGAGAGCUGGAGAUGAAAAGCCCCAGCAGGAGGCGCAGACACCCGUAGGUCAGCAGGAGUGGCCCAGUGAGAUUCUCAGUGACACGCCGGUACUGUGCCAGCAGAGCGGCGGCAAACCUGGCGUGACAUUUACCAGUGCCAAGGGGGAGGUGUUCUCGGUGCUAGAGUGGGCACCAGAAACUCACUCGUUUAAGAAAAUGGAGUUCCAGCCUGCGGAGGCGAAGAAGUUCUUCAGCACAGUGAGGAAGGAAAUGGCUCUGCUAGCGACAUCGCUGCCUGAUGGCAUCAUGGUCAAAACCUUUGAGGACCGCAUGGACCUGUUCUCGGCUCUGAUCAAAGGGCCGACUCGUACGCCCUACGAGGACGGUGUGUUCCUGUUUGACAUCCAGCUGCCUAACAUCUACCCAGCUGUGCCGCCUCUGUUUCGAUACCUGUCCCAGUGCAGCGGCCGCCUCAAUCCCAACCUCUACGACAACGGCAAGGUCUGCGUCAGCCUGCUGGGCACCUGGAUAGGCAAGGGCACUGAGAGAUGGACCAGCAAGUCCAGCCUGUUGCAAGUCCUCAUCUCGAUACAAGGCCUUAUCCUCGUCAAUGAGCCUUACUACAACGAGGCCGGCUUCGACAGUGACCGAGGCCUGCAGGAGGGAUACGAGAACAGUCGCUGCUACAAUGAGAUGGCUCUGAUCAAGAUGGUGCAGUCUAUGACGCAACUCCUCCAGAAUCCCAUUGAGGUCUUCAAGCAGGAGAUCCAGGAGCACUUUGUUUCUAAUGGCUGGCGGCUCGUCCACCGGCUGGAGUCGUGGCUGGAGCUGCACGACUCUGCGGAGCGAGGGCAGGCCGCACACCCGUACUCCAGGGCUCAGCACUCCAAGGACCGACCUUCAUCUGUGGAGCCUCUGGAUGAGCAGCUGGCCCUGGGAUCGGGGCCCGUGGCGGUGGCUCACAGCAGCCCUGGUAAGGCGGGGGAGGAGGGAUACACGGGAGCAGGCGUCACCAGUAUUAUGGAGGAGGAGCUGGAGGAUUCAGGACUGAGUCCCUCCACCACAGCAGCCUCUCAGCAGGAGCUGAGCAACAACUCAGACUGCGACAGCAACUUGGGGAACAGCUCUCUGGGCAGUGAAAACAGGGGCAGCGCUGCGGGGCCUGGUUCCGUAAGCCGCACCGGGACGUCCGAGUCGGGUUCUGCCGCAGCGAGCGCAGGAGGGGCGGGCUCCUCGGGGAGCCAGCCAGUGGUGAGACCAAAGAAAAGGAGAAAGAGCUACCGAAGCUUCCUCCCGGAGGGCAGCGGUUACCCCGACAUCGGCUUCCCGCUCUUCCCGCUUUCAAAGGGAUUCGUGAAGAGCGUCCGAGGAGUGCUGCAGCAGUACCGAGCUGCGCUGGCAGCCGCCGGCAUCCCCGAGCACACAGAGGACAAGUAAGUGCCUCCUCAUCCUUUCCCAGUAUGCCACUGCACUGUUCCCUGCUCCUAUUCCUCCUCUUCUUCUACCUUUUCAUCCGCCUCAAGCCGUCGAGGAGGAUCCAUUACUUGUUGUCUGGGAGAGGGGGCUACAGCUUUCUGUCUGCUGUACCCCUGUCCAGAGCUGCACUAAGCCCCCAGCACUGCCCACAUUUUUAACCUUUACCUCCAUUUCUUAGUCUUUACUGCUCCUGCUGCCCUGAACUCCACAACAUUCUGCCUUUUCUUGCCCCCAUAAUCGAACCACGAUUGCAAGAGAGCCGCACCUUUGAUCGGGAGCGUGAGCGGGCUCUGCUCGGGACGACGAUUUGAUCAUGUUUUUGUUUCCUUCAGUGUCCCUGCAGACGAGUGCGAAGCAUAAAGAGCGACUCACCCACCUGCACACACACCUGAGGGAGCUGCCUCGUCAUUCACACACUGUCAUCUUUUCAUGGAUGCAGGU
Neolamprologus brichardi is the source of this 4704-nucleotide messenger RNA. NCBI's taxonomy places the organism in Eukaryota, Metazoa, Chordata, Actinopteri, Cichliformes, Cichlidae. The record is from RefSeq and is a predicted model, not a curated record.